Messenger RNA from Adineta ricciae, 972 nucleotides. NCBI's taxonomy places the organism in Eukaryota, Metazoa, Rotifera, Eurotatoria, Adinetida, Adinetidae. The record is from the annotation of a GenBank genome assembly.
AUGUCGAACGCAAACACGAGUGAAAGCGUGAACUUAUCAAGUACUGCAUCGUCAAGUUUCAUAUCAAGAAAUUUUAAAUUCUGGUCCUAUCUAAUCUUUCUCGUUCCAUCGAUACUUUGUUCCUUAUUUGUGUUGUAUCAUCUUCUAUUUGAUCGAACUCUUCGUCGAUCGUUGAACAAUCACGUGAUCAUUCUUCUAUUAUUUACUGUCUUGCUUUGUGAAGUGUCAAAUUAUCCGUGGAUGCUCUAUUACUAUGCCCAUAACAACGUUUGGCAACGAUCGUUCGUGUUCUGUUCAAUAUGGGGCUUUUUUGACUGGGCAAUCUAUAUUCUACAGCUGAUGCUCUUUGCCUGGGCUUCAAUCGAACGACAUAUUCUCAUAUUCCAUGACAAAUGGGUGUCAACCGAUAGGAAACGUUUCUAUGUUCAUUAUCUGCCCGUGAUUGUCAUUCUUAUCUACUGGCUUAUCUUCUAUUCAGUUGUUUAUUUCUUUCCACCGUGUCGCAAUGUUCAGAAUAACGGUUCAAUGGUUUGCAUAACAGCAUGCAUAUUCAAUAAUUUUCCGUUUCGUGCAUUCGAAACAUUUUUCAACAAUAUUAUUCCGAGUUUGAUCAUUGUUUUCGCGAGUGCUGCUCUGCUUUGGCGCGUUCUUCGCCAACGAUAUCGUGUACGCCAACAGAUUCAAUGGCGAAAACAUCGCAAAAUGACUGUACAACUAUUGUGGAUCUCUGCUCUCUAUCUUCUCAUUACUGCGCCAUUAGCAAUCAUCAUAUUCUUAGGUUUGUGUGGCCUCUUAGCAAACAUUGGUACUGCGUUUGGAACUUUGGCGAUAUACGCUAGUUAUUAUAUCGUACUUUUAUUUCCAUUCGUAUCGCUUCUAUCAUUACCAGAACUUUAUAUCAAACUGAAGAAAAUGCUUCAUUUGCAACGACGAAUAGAACGUAGAAGAAACAAUCAAGUGACUCCGAAAUAG